CCAGCAACCUCUGGUCCGGUGUCAAUCAAGUCCAGAGCCCAGCUUCGGCGUGUAAACGCGCACGUUUUGCUCGGUUUGGUUUUCUCUGCCGGCCACCACCUACAGCAACAGCAACAGCAACAAAACAUAUUAUAUCAGGAUAAGAGAUCGGAAACCAGACGACUCACCUCUUUCUCUUUCAUUCUAUUACUCAAAAAUGGAUCAAUCCGGAGAACCGGAGCCCAUACUCAACCACCGUGUUCUCCUCCUCGACGGAACCGUCACGCCGUUGGUCCUCACAGUCGACGGUUUGCUCCGGUGGUCCGACAAAGGUCACCGAUGUUUGUCCGUCGAGAAGGAGGUUCUUGGAUUCUCCACCGAUGGUCCGAAGAUUAAGAUCAAAGCAAUUGUGGAGGACGGAGAUGGAUUGUUCUGCUUUGGAAGCAGAGGAGCUUUGGUGAGGAAGGUUUUUGUGUUUCAGCCUCUCUCUGAGGACUCCCACAGGCUCUGGUGUUUGAAGCUCCGUGAAUUCAUCGAUUUGCUUGGUCGCCCAAAGAGGCUGUUUGUUUUUGUUAACCCAUUCGGCGGGAAAAGAGCUGCUUCCAAGACUUUUCUCGAUUACGUGAAGCCUCUUCUGGAGGAUGCCGAAAUAGACAUCACACUGCAAGAAACUGAAUAUCAGCGGCAUGCUGAGGAGGUUGCUUAUUCAUUAGAUCUCACCAAGUACGAUGGUAUUAUUUGUGUCAGUGGGGAUGGAAUAUUGGUAGAGGUAGUAAACGGAUUGCUAAGGAGAAGUGAUUGGGUUGUUGCAAUAAAGACGCCUUUAGGAGUAGUACCUGCAGGCACUGGAAAUGGAAUGGCGAAAUCACUUCUUCAUUCAGUCGGUGAUCCUUGUACAGCAUGCAAUGCGACUCUUGCCAUCAUUCGAGGCCAUAAAUGUUCAUUGGAUGUUGCCACCAUUUUGCAAGGAGAGGCUAAACAUUUUAUUGUUUUGAUGCUUGCUUGGGGCUUGGUGGCAGAUAUUGACAUUGAGUCGGAAAAGUAUAGGUGGAUGGGAAGUGCUCGCUUGGAUUUUUAUGCCCUCCAACGAAUGUUAAGUUUGAGGCACUACAGAGGUGGUGUUUCUUUUGUGCCUGCACCUGGAUUUGAAGAUUAUGGAGAGCAGACAAGGUACGAUAAUGAGACUGAUAGCAUAGUAGAUGUUGGCAGUUUAGGUGAGGGUGAGCCCAUUAAUAUUCAACGGCAUGGCUACCAAGGACCUAAUAUCAACUUGAAGGAAUUAAAUUGGAGAAAAAUUGACGGACCUUUUAUUUCAGUCUGGCUGCACAAUGUACCUUGGGGAGCUGAAAACACCUUGGCAGCACCAGAUGCUAAGAUGUCAGAUGGUUUCUUGGACUUGAUCCUUGUCAGAGACUGCCCAAAAUUAUCAUUGCUGUCAUUGAUGUCUGACUUGAGUAAUGGAAAGCAUGUCAAGUCACCGUUUGUUACUUAUAUCAAGGUCAAAGCAUUUAUUUUGAAACCUGGCGUACAGGUUGAGCAGCCAGAUAGAGAAGGAAUUAUAGACGCAGAUGGUGAGGUCCUAGCCAGAGGGAGGGGAACUUUCACGAGUGGUCAGAAAACUCUGAUGCAAUAUGAUAAACUUCAAAUCAGCGUGCAUCAAGGGUUAGCCACUCUAUUUUCCCCCUUGGCAAUUGAUCAAAUCAAAUGGCCUCGAUCAUAAUUUAUUGCUGUUUUUGAACAGACAAAACACUGGAGGUUUUUUCCCGUUAAUGUAAAGAAAUAAUUUAUAUAUAUAUAUAUAUCAAUUUAAAAGGUGGUAAAAUUGAGUGCAUAA
Molecule: messenger RNA, 1813 nt
Organism: Momordica charantia (bitter melon)
Lineage: Eukaryota; Viridiplantae; Streptophyta; Magnoliopsida; Cucurbitales; Cucurbitaceae
Gene: SPHK1
Product: sphingosine kinase 1
Biological process (GO): sphingosine biosynthetic process; phosphorylation
Cellular component (GO): intracellular membrane-bounded organelle; membrane; cytoplasm
Molecular function (GO): lipid kinase activity
Source: RefSeq, a predicted model, not a curated record